Messenger RNA from Momordica charantia (bitter melon), 2847 nucleotides. Its product is annotated as ATP-dependent Clp protease. Gene Ontology annotation, biological process: protein folding. Gene Ontology annotation, cellular component: mitochondrial matrix. Gene Ontology annotation, molecular function: ATP-dependent protein folding chaperone; ATP binding; ATP hydrolysis activity. NCBI's taxonomy places the organism in Eukaryota, Viridiplantae, Streptophyta, Magnoliopsida, Cucurbitales, Cucurbitaceae. The record is from RefSeq and is a predicted model, not a curated record.
GGGAUUGAUGAGUUCAAAACAGUACAAACUAAGAAUUACCCUUUAUUACACACAGCAUGAGCAGAUGCGUCAAGAAUCAAGCAACGAAAUUCAGACAGAAAUUCUCAAAAAAUACACAAUAUCCAUAAUCCAUUUGAGAACUGAAAUCUCUGAGCAGUUGAAGCAAGAAUAAGAUGAGAGAGAAGGGGAAAAGAAAAUGGUCUUCUCUCUCUCUCUCCAUUUCUCCUCCUCCUCCGCUCGCUUCUCCUUGAAACGCUCCCAAAUUUAUCCUCUUUUUCCUUCACUCCUCUCCCUGUUUUCUUUCCCGCAUUCCUUCCCAUCCUCACAAUCCUUGAAUAAAUUUACAAUCCGGUUCCCAAGUUUGCGUCUCUCGUUUCUCGAGAUUCGGAGCUUCAACUGAGUCGGAUUCAAUCUGGGUUCCCCAGGAAGUGUCUAAUCUCCUCGUGUUUUUGAAUUUUAUACAUGUCUGGAAGUGGUGGCAGUGCGAUCUUCAAAUGGAAGAAGACGUUGAAGGCAAUAAGGCUGCUCUGCUUCUCAAAUCCCAAUCACCGAUUGACCCAGAUUUGCCCCAUUUCGACCCAUCUCAGUUAUCUCCAUGUUUCCAGUCAUCGCCGGCGAGAAUCGUUCAUCGGCGUUCAGGAGCGCUACAAGUGGGACAACGGCGGGUCUGGUUCUGAUGAUUUCCGUUCGCAGUCCAACAACACGAGUACCCCAAUCCGUAAGAUUCGGGCGGAGGCCAAUUGCCCACGUUGCUCCAAGCAUAUGGAUAUUCUCUUCUCUAACCGCCAUUUCCCAACGCUUAAUCCUCCUUCUUCCUCUAUUCCUUUUUCUUGCGAUGCUCCUCCCAAGGCUGCUGGAGGAGGAAGGGAAGCUUACGAGGCCGUUAAUUUGUGCCCCAAUUGCAAGACCGCUUACUACUUCCGCCCUUACAAGAUCGCUCCUCUGCAGGGCAGCUUCAUCGAGAUCGGCAAUCUUAACUCCAAACCCAAGAAUUCAUCAGAAAGAAGAAUUACUACCAAAGAUGGUAAAAGUAGUAGUCCCAUGGCCGGUUCUACUGUUGAUAAUUAUGUGAAUAAUAGGCUGAGAGUUGCGUUUUUUGAGACGGUGAGGUCGUAUGGUGGGGAGCCGCCUGAGAAUUGGCCUCCUGGAUCGCCUCCCCCUAAUGGGUUGCAGGUGCAUUCUCCUCCAGGUCCGCCAUUUGCGCCUGGAGCGAACUUCAUUCGUGCUUCAGGUCCAGGGGGAAGUACCUCGGGUUCUGGUGGAAAUGGCGCCGGUGAUGGGAAGAAGAUCGAAUGGGGAGGAUCGAAUUUGGGGAAGGAUCUACCCACUCCAAAAGAGAUUUGCAGGGGUUUGGACAAAUUUGUUAUCGGCCAAGAAAGAGCCAAGAAGGUACUUUCUGUGGCUGUACAUAACCAUUACAAACGAAUAUAUCAUGCUUCCUUGCAAAAAGGCAGGUCAGGAACUGAAUCAGGAAACCAAGAUGUGAUAGAUGAUGACGAUAACGUGGAGUUAGAAAAGAGCAAUGUUCUCUUGAUGGGCCCAACAGGCUCUGGGAAGACGCUACUUGCAAAGACUUUGGCUCGAUUUGUUAAUGUGCCAUUUGUCAUUGCUGAUGCUACAACUUUAACACAAGCCGGUUAUGUUGGAGAAGACGUUGAAUCAAUUUUGUACAAGCUACUCACUGCAGCAGAGUUCAAUGUACAAGCAGCUCAACAAGGGAUGAUUUACAUUGAUGAAGUCGACAAGAUAACAAAGAAGGCUGAGAGUCUAAAUAUUAGCAGAGAUGUUUCUGGUGAGGGUGUUCAACAGGCAUUAUUAAAAAUGCUAGAAGGAACCAUAGUAAAUGUUCCUGAGAAGGGGGCAAGGAAACAUCCUCGGGGUGAUAGCAUUCAGAUAGAUACAAAAGAUAUUUUGUUUAUAUGUGGUGGAGCGUUCGUAGAUCUAGAAAAGACAAUCUCUGAUAGACGGCAAGAUUCUUCUAUUGGUUUUGGAGCACCUGUUCGUGCUAACAUGAGAAUGGGCGGGGUAACGAGUGCUGCGGUUACAUCAUCAUUACUGGAAACCGUUGAGAGUUCUGAUCUUAUAGCAUAUGGCCUCAUACCAGAGUUCAUAGGGCGUUUUCCAAUUCUUGUCAGUUUAUUAGCCUUAACUGAGGACCAGCUUGUCCAGGUCCUCACGGAACCAAAGAACGCUCUUGGCAAGCAGUACAAGAAGUUGUUUGGCAUGAAUAACGUGAAGCUGCAUUACACAGAGAAAGCACUGAGGCGGAUUGCCCAGAAAGCAAUGGCCAAGAACACUGGCGCCAGAGGCUUAAGAGCCAUAUUGGAAAGCACUCUUACCGAAGCCAUGUAUGAGAUUCCGGAUGUUAAGACCGGAAACGAUAGAGUAGAUGCCGUCGUCGUUGAUGAAGAGUCGAUUGGUUCGCUAAAUUCGAGCGGUUGCGGGGGGAAAAUUCUUCGUGGGGAUGGAGCAUUCGAGCGGUAUUUGGCAGAGACCAAGUUGAAGGAAUCACAGAAUAAUUUGGAGGUGGUGGAGUUGGCGGAAGGAGAGUCAGAGCUGUCAAGAGCCGUGAGUAUAUAGAAACAAUAUGAUUAACCACGAUAGUUCUUAUGAAAUACUCUUUCUUUUCUUUUUUCCCUUUUUUGGUUUUUGUUUCUUGGGGAAAAAAUAAAAUACAUUCAUAAUAUAUGGUGUAAUUAAUUAUCCCAUUGUAACACCACAUAGCUCAGGUUAAGUUCAUUGUAUUAGAGAAGAUAGGAAGGAAAAUGCAUUGAUCAUUUAGCCUAACGUUAUCUCUGUCUAAAUAAUAUUUAAGAGAAAAAAAAAAUAAAUCGUUACCUUUCAAUA